AUAGUAUCUAUGUCCGUGCAAUCAGUGUAAACAAUAAAAAUUGUUUUUUGUAAAUUAAGGUUUCUGAAUUUCUAAACAGUGCAAUGUAUCACAAAAUAGAAUAAAAUCGAAUAUUUAUUCCAACGUAAACAACACAAUAAUAACAAAUCCAAUUUUGCAUGUAACGAAGAAAAGACAAAAACAGGUAAAUAAUAACAAUAACUAUCCAUGCAGUGCAUUGUAUUUGAUGUUAACAAAUAUUUUAUGAGCAUUUUAUUGCAGUCUUAUACAUAUGUUAAAUUUCUUUUCGUAUUUUAUUCAUAGUAGGUUAUUCACAAUUUUAAGAGGUUUUAUUAUUAAUCCGCAGAAGUGCCACAAGAAUGCCUGAAAAUUACGGGUGUGUUCAUUGUGAAAAAACAUUUACAAACCGUAGACAUUAUGAGCUGCAUGUCAAUGGUCAUCUUCGAAACAGCUGUCGUGUGUGUAGUUUGCCUUGCAAUAGCCGUAAGACACUAGUUGCUCAUAUGUCUGCAGUUCAUGGAUCUAAGUUGGAAUCAGACUUGUUAGACUGUAAAUACUGUACAAAAACAUUUGUUCAAAAACGUUCGUUGUAUUCACAUUACAAGACCAUUCACAAAGAUUUGGGUACUAUUUGUCUUGAUUGCGGACAGCCUUUCGACAGUAAACAAGAUCUGGUAAACCAUAUAAAAACCGUUAAACAUGGCGAAGGCUUUGUGUGCCAUAAGUGCGGUGAAGUAUUCACGCGAAAUCAACAGUAUAAAUUACACUUACAAGUUAGUUUGGUUUUUGGAUAUAUUACACUUUAAAUCAGAAUAAUUAAUAUUUUACUAUUUCUGCUUACAGAGGCACGAUGCAUACAGUUGUUUCAAUUGCAAUGCACAAUUUGCAAAUUCCAAAAAAAUGAACAAACAUAUAAAACAAUGUGUUUCAAUGCUGUCGAUUGAUAAUUUAUUGAAAAACAAAGAGACAACUACAACUGGUACAAUAUUGUUUUAAAUUUCUUAAGAGUAUUACUAUUGCUUAUGUAAUAGACAUAUCACCUAUGGUAUAGGAAUAUUUGGCUACCAAUCGUAAGAUGUAGCUGCUAUGAAGUACUAGAGUAUGUUUAUAUGAAAAUUAAUGAAAAUUACUCUAAUGGUCCUUAGUUAUAUAAGCAAUUUUUAGAUUCUGAGUGGACUUUUGUUGUUAUGAUGAUGUUUAUUUUUGUUUUUAUGUAAAUAUUUUUUCUACUAGAAAGCACUCGCCGAUUAUCAAGUAUAGCACCUUUUCUGAAAGGAAAUGUUUUCUGAGUGGUACUUUAGAGAGGUCAUUUUUUUAAAUUCCUAUUAAUAUACGAGAUAAUGAGGAAAACUUGGUUUUUUGGGUUAAACAAAAAUGAAAGAUUAAAAAUAUGGUUGUUAUUGACAACCGUUUUUUAUUUAUUUUGGGGUACAUAUUAUAAAAUUUUUAUAAUUUUAAAUAUUUUUUAAGCAAUCAUUGUUGUUAUAAAAAUGAACAUAGUUCUAAUCAUUUUACCAUAAUAUAACAUAAUAUAUUUUAUUUACAAGCAACAUUAUCAACUGAACUCUGUUUAGAAUCAUUUUUUCAUUAUAAAUGGUUUAUCAUUGCUUAUAGAUAUACAAUAAAUUCCCGUCUGUAUCUUAUCUUCCGACUUCCCACCUACAACAGUGGAUGCACCUAUGUUCGAAGUAUGUCCAUCCUACCAGAAAAAUUCUACCAGAAAUCUUGCUUUGAUAUAUACAUGUGGUAUCAUUUCUGAAAGGGAAUGUUAUCCAGAUAGAACUUUUGGGAUGUCAUUUUUUUAUUAUCUAAUCAGUUUUCAUAAUAUCUGGGAAAAACCCAGGAUAAAAUGUAAGAACAAAGGGAAAAGUACGAAAAUAAUGCUUUUGUUAUUUUUGAAUUUUGUCAUUUGUUUUAAUUCAGUUAAAAAUAUUUGUAGAAACUUAAAAUUCGGACAGAAAAAUUAUAUUUGACUUUUCUAGUCGUGGUAAAAUUUUCAAAAUAUUUAAAUUAUUUUUGGGCUAUAUAUAGACAUUUUAUUUUUGUGAGUUUUGUACACAAUUUUUAUUCGGAAGGUACUCUGUGGUAAAAUUGUUAAAACAGAAAUGCUUGAAAAUUUAACAGGAGGUUUAUUGAGUCUUAUAUCAAAUUUUAACGAAAAUUAUUUGAGUAAAAUUUAUUAAUUUUUGAAGACAUGUAUAUUGCCGAAUUAAUAAUGAUAGUGAAGUCAGAAUUGAGUAGACUGACUAAGUUUUGAAGUUGUAGCUUUUUGAAGUUCUGAUAUUAUGUGGAUAUCAUAUGUUAUGUUAAAUAACUCUAUUUUAUAUUCUUCUUUAAAGUAUGUUUGUCGUAGUCUAAUGGUUGUACAUAUGUAUUGUAAUCUAAGGCACUUUUAGCGCACCGCGAGUUCAAACCCGUGUUUCCAAAAAAAAUGUUUGCAUUUAUUUUUCCCUUUUACCUAACGAAUGUCUUUAUUUGAAAAUAUACAAUCUGUGAGUGGUAUUUUACAAUAAACAUAUAUAUUUAGAUAAUAUAUUCUGUACAUGGAUGUCUUGAUUUAAGGAACUACCCAGUAUACUAACUACUAACAAUUACUACAAUACACACACCUACAUACAUAUAUGUAUAAUUUAUAUGUAUAUAUAUAUUAGGUUUCAAUAAAUAUUUAAAGAGCUAUAAUCAGAAAUUUGAUUAUUAAAGUAUGAUAAUAUAUUUGAAAAUAUAUACAUUUUAAAAGUUUUUCAAGUAUAACAUUUUUUAAUAAUGUGUGUAUAUAAUAUUAAAAAUAUUAAAUAUUUAUACAUCUAAUAGUUAUAAUAUUAUACAAAUAUUAAUCAAUAUGUUAUUUUAUAAUCUGUAGUUUGUAUUUAAGAGUUUUGUGAUUUUUUUAAAGUAGCAAACUUGGUAAUUCUAAAUUGUAUACAAUUUAUUAGAAAUAAUAAUAAUAAAAAAAAAAUUAUUUUUAAGAAAUAUUUUUAACAGAAAAAAAUUUAAUUUAACUAAUUUUGAUAAAAUUUAAAUAAUUUACUUAAAAUUGUGGCACAUACAAUAUAUUCAUCAGGGAAAAAAUAUAAAAUAUUUUUUUUUUUCUCUUAAUUUAAAGUAAUAUUGUGUAUGUGUAAUAAUUUUAUAAAUGUAUUGUAACAAUAAUGUUACUUAAUUUGUUUUGUUUACUUUUAGGUGAAGUUUAUGAAUGCAUCAAGUGCAAAAAGACAUUCGAGAAGAAAAAAUAUUACAAACGUCAUAUGAAAACAUCUGCCCACCUAGCCAAUCAAAUCGAUAAUCCAUUUUAUUGUGCCCACUGUCCUAAAGUAUUCUAUUAUAAAUUUAAUUUAUCCUCUCACAUGAAACAAGUACAUUUUAAACAACACAAUAAUUAUAUUUGUAACUUGUGUGGUCGGAGCUUUCAGUACAGAAAUAAUUGUAAAAGACAUGAAGAUUCACAUAUGCAAGUUAGGAACUUUGUAUGCGAAUAUUGUGGUGCCUGUUUUUAUCGCAAACACGCUUUACUCGAUCAUCAAAUUGCUAUUCAUAAUGAUGAAAAGAAUUAUGUGUGCAAUGAAUGCGGUAAUAAUUUUAAAUUAAAAUCUAUAUUAAUAAGGCACAUGAAAAAUCAUUCUGAAAGUAAAACAUAUGUAUGCCAUUGUAAACGUUUAUUUAAAUUUGCGUUUAAUUUACGCCGUCAUCAAUUCAACAUUCACAAUCAAGUUUACAAUAAUUCGUCUAAGAUUAAGCAUUUUGUUGAGGACAAUAGUCGUUCAUCUCCAAUAACAGUUAUGAAUGAAGAAAAGAAAAUAGGAAGAUUGAAGCAAAAUAAUAUCAAUUCCCUCUGUCUAGAAGACAGCGUAUCAUAUUCUAUGAUGUCGUAUCCUGAUAACUUAGAUCUGAGCAGCGUCGAUAUUGCAGAGAGUGUCCUUCAAGUAGCGUCUACAUCAAACUACAAAAUAGAAUGUGAAGAAAACUCAUGUUUCCCUGGAAUUCAUCCUCCAAUUGAAACUUCUCUUGUGUGUAGCUUAAAUGACAGUGAAGACUUGUCACCUAAUUCUUCACAGCAAUAUUUAUCAGAUUAUGUCGUACCUCAUCAGUUUCCUUUUCUUAAUAUUUAAAGUAUUAUUAUUAUAAUAUACAGGUACCACCAAUACAGGUGGAGCUCCUUUACUAAUAUUUAUUUUUUUCGUUAUACUUACUAAUUAGUCUGAUGAAGAGUUUUAUAUUUUAGAUUAUUGGAAAAGUGUUUUAUUUCUAGAAACUAAUAAUUUUUUCUUCAAUAUUAAUAAAUGAGAUUUGGAUGGAGUGUAACAUUAUAUAAAUGUAAAACCAGUAAAUUACACUCAAUCGAGAGCAAAAGGUUUGUACAAUUUUUCAUCAGAUUAAUUAGCAAGAGAACAACAAAAAAAGAAAUAUUAGUAGAGGCCUCCUUAGAUCCCCCAAUUAUUAUGUAUUAGAAAGAAAUUAUUAUGUAAUAAAUGAUUAAUUUCUUAAAAUAUUAAAAAUAAAAGAAUAGUUCAAAAUGUUACAGUACAAUUU
This is a messenger RNA of Cinara cedri, 4527 nucleotides long. The record is from the annotation of a GenBank genome assembly. NCBI's taxonomy places the organism in Eukaryota, Metazoa, Arthropoda, Insecta, Hemiptera, Aphididae.